This is a messenger RNA of Nilaparvata lugens (brown planthopper), 3498 nucleotides long. RefSeq names its product basement membrane-specific heparan sulfate proteoglycan core protein-like. The record is from RefSeq and is a predicted model, not a curated record. Gene Ontology annotation, biological process: synapse organization. Gene Ontology annotation, cellular component: neuron projection membrane. The transcript has 5 exons. NCBI's taxonomy places the organism in Eukaryota, Metazoa, Arthropoda, Insecta, Hemiptera, Delphacidae. The coding region runs from base 1332 to 2267 and encodes 311 amino acids.
UUAUGAAUUGAUUACAUAUUCAAAUCGAUAAGAAUCCAUUCAUUACUCUUGACAAGUCCAAUUUAUUCCAGUUUUUCAAAUAGUGCGCGGUAUCCGAAUAAACGCUUGAAAACAUUCUCCACACAUUAAUGAAAUGGUGCAGUAAUACAAUAAAUUAAUUUACAAUUGGCUACAAUUUGUCAGUUUCAGUAAUCACUUGUAAUUCAUAUCGAGUGGAACAAUGUGAUAGAAUAUCACCAGGACAAAAUGAGAACAUAGGAUUAUUAUAUUUGCCGUGUUAGUUCAAUAUUUGCAGUUCACACUCUGAUAAUUCAUUCAGGCUUCAUUCCCAAACUAGAGUAUUUUCAUUAGUACAAGGAUUACUGUAAUUGAGGGAGGAUUACUCUAACAGUUGCGCAUAUAUACGUCAUCUAAUGAGUCACGACUGAGCAGAACGGAAUCAGAUUCUAGGCUACCGGAUUUGAAUAUUAGAAUAAUUUGGCGUUACAUCAAUUAAGUACGUGAACAAACACAAAUCCCAAAUCGUUACAAAUAACCUGAAAACCAAAAAUUUUAAUCUAAGGAUAUUAUCACGUUGAAUGCAUAUUAUGUGCAAGUACAAUGGCUCUUUGUAGUUUUGUUUUUGGGUUCAUGCAUAAUCUGACGUGCACUUGCACAUAGACUCAUCCAAUGUGAUCAUACCCUAAAACUACUUAUUCGUAGAUGUGCGUAUACCGAUGGACGUAAGCUAUGAAUAGCUCUUAUUUCACCAAAUACACAGGUUAGGCCGAUGUAGAUACGAGGUGGAUCUAUUAAACCUUACCAAACAAACACCUUCAAAAACUUUCGAAGUUCAUGUAGGCUAAAUGAAAAAUCAUUUGUACCAUAACUUGAAUAUUUGCAUUUCGAAAAUUCAUUUCCAGACUAGAGUAUCCAUUGGCUGAAGGGUUGCCGGUACAUAGACGCGCGCGCAUAUCUAUCUUCUAUUCAACUAUAUCGCUGGUGAAUCUGUUGAGUAAGUUGGUGCAUUGUUGAGUAUGCGUGUGCAAGUAUGCUGUCGCUCUCGCCCUCACCCUCCUCACCCCCGCCCUGACCUCAGUGACAUCCGAUGCGAAUAAGUCACGCUCUGGGCGUUCAUUGUCAUUGACAUUGUCAGCGUGGUCUUGUCUUUGAUCCAUGUUCAGCCAUAGCAUGAGCGACUUGAAUCAAAUCACUUGGAGCGAAGCGUCAAUUGCCAAUGCGGUUUGUGCGCCGCUCACCACUCACAACUACUGAUGCUCAUAGAGACUGUGCGCACUUGUGAAACUUGAACACUGACAGUCUGACUUGGUGAAAAACACUACUUGUCCGUCAUGCUUACUGGAUGCCGGUGGUUUUUGCUGCUCGCCAGCUUCUCUGCAUGCGAUGGUAUUUCGCUAAUAAUGUCUUCGCACCAGAAUCUGAAUGAAUCGAGGGAAUUGCAGCCACAUUUGCAGCCGUUUUUCGACUUAGCAUCUUCCACGAGAAAUGUCACGACUCCGGUUGGACAAACAGCCUUCCUCCAUUGUACCGUAGAGCAGCUUGGAGAUAAAUCAGUGUCGUGGAUGCGACGUCGGGACCUGCACAUCCUGACAGCGGGCAGCCUGGCCUACACGAGCGACCAGCGCUUCCAGGUCGUGCGUGAGGAGGGGGAGGGAGGAGACGGCGCCGAGCGGUGGACACUGGUGCUGCGAUUUGCUCAGCCGCGCGACUCCGGCGUCUAUGAGUGCCAGGUCAGCUCCGAGCCCAAGAUCAGUCUCGCCUUCCAGCUCACCGUACAAGAACCACGCGCCUCGAUACUGGGCGCAAGCGAGGUGCACGUGCGGCUAGGCAGCGGACUGCGCCUGCGCUGUGUGGUGGGUCAGGCGCCGCACGCACUCGCCACGCUGCGCUGGUACCGCGCUGAUGCGGGAGGCGGUAGUGUAGGCGGUAGCGGAGGCGGCAGCGGUAGCGGCAGCGAGAUGCUGGUCAAGCCAGCCAACGAUCUGCUGAUAGACGCGCGUUGGUCGGCGCCUGACGGGCUAGUAUCCACUCUGACCAUUCCCCGCGUCAUGCCACGUCACCAGGGCAACUACUCAUGUCGCUCGUCGGCCGCCUCACGCGACACACCGCCCGCCCGGGUCUACGUCCAUGUUCUGACUGGGGAACAUCCAGCUGCAAUGCAACAUGGCAGUGGAGCUACUGGAGGAGCUUCAUCAUUCCACAUGGCGCGACCACUCAUCCUUCUCAUUCUCCUUCUCAUCCUUCUCACUCAUCCUUCUCUGACAUGAAGCAUGAGGCAGGACACUCUGCAUCCCAAACUGUGAUAGCCCUCAUCUGGCAACAAUAAAACAAACAGAACUUGUCGAAGACUCACAUCAUAGCGACGAAUUUUGAAAAAUAACUUUAUGCGAAAGAUUAAAGCACGAGUGAACUGCUGAAGAUUAACUGAGUGAAAUAAUUCGAAUAUGAGAGAGACCUAUUGUACUAGAAUGAGAGAAAUUGUGUAAAUAACAAUUAUUUGCAAAAAAGCAUUCCUCAUCAAUUAAUUCUUGUAAUAUUGUAAAUAAUUAUCAUUAUUUUAUGUUCAGGGAGAAUAUAUAGGGAGAGAAUUCUUUGACCACUCACACUAAAAUGGAAAGCUCAUUCUAUAUUUUGAGAGGAUUAUCAGAGGAAGUAGAUUCUUCUAAUAAUGCUAUUAUGCGAAUUUCAUCAUGCUUCAGUAUGAUAAUUCAAGCAUUACAACAAAGUUAUGUCUUGGAUAUAAAAUUACCGUAUUAAAUUACAUUGAGGGUUUUAGAUAUAAGAAAUGUCCAAUGGAGUUUUGAAAAUUAUGAUGAAGCUGAUCUGGGAGUGGUGAUACAAUAAACAGAUUUCAAUUGAUAAUUGAUAAUUCAAUGAGAAUUAUUUCCGGAACUAUCAAGGAUACCAACAAACCUUGGAACUCCACGAUUGGUCACGUUUUCAGUGUUAGCUAUGCUAUGCUAAUAAUUGCAAAGAUAAUAUUGUCAAUUUGAUUUUUAUAAAAUAUAAUUGAAAAAAAGGCAAAAUUAUAAGGUUCGUAUUUUCAUAAGGUUCUAUACGUAAUUAUUUCCAAGUUUGAAAGGACCGGAUUAAUAAUGACUUUUGACAUUUUCUCAGUUAAGCAAGCUACUAGAAUCUAUUUUAUUGUCCUCUGUCAAAGGUUAAUAUGCAACCAGCUAAAAUAAUCGUUCUGAUUUAAUCCUGUAACUGGCAGCUUGGGUGAGAAAUUUCUUAAAAAUCAUCUAUAAAUACGGCGCCAAGAUUCUACGAUUUUUAAGCUCGCUCAGUGUCAGAUCUUAUCUUUUUAUCAAUAAAUAAGUGAAAUUACAUGUGAAUACAAUUUUCCAACAAUAAUGUUACGCAGAACGUUUCAAUAAGUGAGUGAAUUUAUAAUAAAUUAAUCUAUGGUAAUAUUGAUCAAAUCGAUAUGAGUUAUAAGAUACAAAGAUGCAUUAUAAUAUGUUAUUAUUGUGAAUAAAUAUUUAUUGAUAUUGUGAA